Messenger RNA from Aspergillus oryzae RIB40, 2799 nucleotides. RefSeq lists its product as uncharacterized. Gene Ontology annotation, molecular function: protein binding; ADP binding. The transcript is spliced from 5 exons. The record is from RefSeq and is a predicted model, not a curated record. Bases 1 to 2799 code for a protein of 932 amino acids. Lineage: Eukaryota; Fungi; Ascomycota; Eurotiomycetes; Eurotiales; Aspergillaceae.
AUGGGAGCCUCUUCCCUCAGUCCAACCUCGCGACCACGGGUCUGGAACAUUGUACGGCAACGAUUCAAAGACAGCUUACAUGAUGAGACUGAUUUGGAGAUCUGCAUGGAGACCUUCUCCCUUGACAUCCUUUUGUCACAACUCAAGAGCGUGGCGAAGGCUCACCGAAAUGAAAACUUUCUGCUAGCGAGGCUGUCCCGGUUUCGUCCAAGCCUGGUAUACUUGAAUGACUUCAUGACUGUGCUGGUCUUAUCGUUUGCCCUUGAUGGCAAAGCCGGCGCUCUACUAUGGGGUGGAAUCUGUCUUCUGCUAUCACUACUGGCGCCCUUGGAAGAGAUCUUUAGCGAGGUCCAGACUAUGCUCGAAGAGUUGAUUGCGGCGCUGCCUGGGAUCCAUCCCUUUGAGGAUAAUAUCAUUUUGGAUGAAAAGCUGGAGACCGCCAUGGUUGGCUUGUAUACUGAGUUGGCGCUGUUUUGUGCGCGUGCUAUCAGUUUCAUUCGUGUGCGGCGUCAGCAUUUGUCUCCAAUUCGGCAGUCAUGGCCGCAGUUAAGUCGUGAGUUCCAACAAGGCCUUAAGCGUGUUCAGAUGCUAUCCCAACAAGUGGAGCGAGAGACUCAGCGCGCAGCUACCACAGCGGCUCUAAAAUGGAACAAUGAAAUAAUCACUUUAUUUCAGUCGCUGAGUACUGGCCAUAAGCACGCUGGCCCAGAGCUACCUUGUUUUCACAUUCCAUUAACAUUGAAUGACCGUUUCUAUAUCCGUGAAGGCUUGUUGGAUCAGAUCUCCGGUACCCUGAACCCUAAAGCUGGUCGCUCUGGCCCGCGUGCUUUGGCGUUGUAUGGGAUUGGUGGAGCAGGGAAAACCCAGACUGCAUUGCAAUAUGCCUAUCGUGCGCGGGAGCAAUAUGAUGCUGUUCUUUGGAUCUCCGCCGAUAGUACCGUUAAAAUGGCACAGGACUACAUGGCUGUCGCACGACGCCUCGGUGUUCUUCCCGAAACGCAGGAGACUCAGGACGCGUUCGGGGCCAUGGCCAAAAUGAAGUCUUGGCUCGCAGAUACAACGUGCUCCUGGCUUCUUAUAUUCGAUAACGCAGACAACUUGGAAGUUCUGGAAUAUGGUUGGCCAAAUGGUGUGGUAGGAUCUAUCCUAAUAACAACCCGUGAUUUUAAUGCCAGCCUACAUCCCGCAUCACAGGGUCUCCAUGUGAAUGUUUUCGAUAACAAGAUGGGUGCCGAAGCUUUGCAACGACUCCUCGGGCCUAGCUAUGACUAUCCGAGUAAUACCCCAUUAAUAGCUGAGCUCAAUGAACAACUAGGAGGUUUACCCCUUGCCCUGAACCAAAUCAGCAACUACAUCCGGCAGCAGAAGAUGGGCCUAAAGGACUUCCUCAUCCUUUACCAAAAUAACCAGGAAAAGCUGCACAAAAGACGGCCGGCAGCGUUUGAUUACCAGCACACAAUUGGAACGGUGUGGGAGUUUGCCUUGGAAAAGCUUACCGGUAAUGCAGCUGUCUUACAACGCCUUCUGGCCUUUCUUGAUCCUGAAGCUAUUGACGAGGCCACCUUAUGCAACGCCGCCUCUACACUUUCCAAACAGGCCUCACUAACUGACUCUAGUCUAAUGUUCCUGGCAGAUCCAAUCGACUUCGAGGAUGCCAAAGCAGAACUCCUCCGGGCUGCAUUGAUAGAUCGUGACCCACGGACCAAAAGCAUUUCUGUCCACCGUUUGAUCCAACAGGUGACGCUUUCAGGGCUUUCCCCUGUAGAUAAAACUCGAUAUUUUGAUCUGUGCUGUCAGCUUCUAUGUCAGGCCUUUCCAAGUUCAUGGACCGACCAGGAGCAUGUUUGGGUGUAUCAUGCCUGGAAAGCUUGCGAGAAAUGCUUGCGACACGUAAUGUUCUUAGCGGAGAGGUUUGCGCAGGUUGAGGGAGGAUUGAAAUGCUUGGAUACGUUUAUUGAGCUUCUGCUUCGAUGUUCAUGGUAUCUAUAUGAGGCUGAAUACUACGAGGAAAGUCUAAACCUCCUCCAGGUCUGCCUGCAAGCCUUAGAACGGAAGGGAGACACGAACUCUAGCAGAUAUGCACAGGCUCACAACGUGACGGGUCUAGUACAAGUAGAUCUUCGGGAAAAUAAUAAAGCACUGCAAAGUCUGAAAAUAGCGUUGAAAAUACGGGAAAAAAUAUUACCACCCACCGACUGGGGAAUAGGAGUCAGCAUCAGUAACGUAGGCUUCGCCUAUACUGAGCAAGGCGACCUGACCCAAGCUAUGAAUUACCUCCAGCGAUCCCUAGAGUUCCGAAAGGCAAUCAACUGCAGAAUGGUGGACAAUUCCUACGCUAAUAUUGCCAGUUGCCUUCUGCGAAUGGGAAAGCCAAACGAGGCUGAGGCCAUGUACACUUCCGUUCCAGAUGUCCGUGAUUUAACCGAUGAACAACUCCUGCGAGAGAAUCUGCCCCGGUAUUCCAGUGGCAUGCAGCUAUUGAGUAUGAUACGACAGGCUCAAGGUCGACUAGACGAAGCUUUAGACUUCGCCUCUAAAGUCCUUCAGUUCCGACGACAGAAGUUCGGCUCUCGCUUCAAGACUUGUGAUUCACUUUGCCAUGUUGCCAAGCUUAUGCUACUGACGAAGAAAUCUAUGGCUGCUCUAGCUGAGGGUCAUGCAGAUGCAGCAGAGUGCUUGAGAGACGCUAUUCGCGCAAAGGAAAUUGCUCUGGGACGUCUUGGAAGUGAUUAUGACUCUACCCUGGCAGACGAUGAUGAAGCGGCGUAUACACAGCUAGUGGCAUGGUUACUUUGGUGA